AUGUUCGCUCAUGCACCCAACGUCAUGCUCAUCGAGAAGAAGUUUGCCAUCAUGUGUCUGCUCAUGAGGAAUGCACCCAUUGCCACGAAGUACGCAUACUGCUCCACAGAGACGUGGAACAAGUUCAACACAGAGAUUAUCGCUGACAAGUACAAGACGUUCCAAAACAUGCUUCCUGGUUGGUACGUCAUCCCGGAAGAGAACUUCCAACUUCAAGCUGAGGUCGCCUUCGUCGGUGUUAUCGGCUCCAGAGCACAGCGCAGAGAGAUUACCGUGAAGUUUCUUCCAUGGCCGCGGAGUGAAUACGAUUUGCUCUCGAUGCGCAAACGUGUGGAUGUAUCAAGCAAGACUAUGUUCUUCGCUCCUACAGGAGAACUUCUCCGACCCAAUUCUCGCACUCGAAAAGCCGCGCGGCGGCGAAUUGCCGCCUGGUCGAAGAUGGAGGAUCCAAAUGGCGAUCACAAAGCCGUCAGCAUGGAGAUGACCAGGGACAAGUUGGAGGCGGACUCGGCGAGAUCGAUCGGCAAGCUGAGAACUGCUUUACAAUCUGGACAAUCCGAACGGCCAACCUCGCCGCGCGAAGAGACGAAAGAAAAGAGCUCGAAGGACCUGAAGCUGGAGGAGAAAGAAGAACAGGAGCGCUUGAAGCAGGAGCAGCUGGAGAGAGAAAGGAGGCUCUUCAAGACAGCCGAAGUUGGUGGUGAGGUCAGUAUUGAGGAAUUGUUCCUCUACUUCCUUCGUGCGAUCCAGCGAAGUGAAAAGGUGGUUGUUCCUCCUUGUAUCAGAAUGAACCUGAUCCUCACCUUGAUCGCAAUCUUCAUUCCUUCCUUCCUGCGCUUGCGCAACACGGGCUGGUUCCUAGGCCCAGAUACGGCAUCGGCGAUACUGGUGGUGGGCUUUUGGCCAUCCAACUUUCUCUGCAUGUUAUCUUCCUUAAGUUUUAUCGCCGUCGGCGGCGUGGACAUGUGGAGACGCCGAUGUUUGAUGCGCAGCUGCGCUGCAAUGCUUUCCGUGUCGCGAGAGUUUCGACGCCAUUGUCCUGCGGAGGUGGACAUGCUCCCUGUCCUUGAUCUCUCUGACGUCAACACAGUUGCCGGCUGGCGCAAGCUGCGGCAGCUGUGCACCGAGUGGGGCAAAUUCUAUCACCUUCGAGUGCGGGCAUUCUCGGCCGAGUUCUUCUUCUUCCUGCUUGUCAUUCUUGCUGACAUCCUGGCCGGCAUGCUGAUCCAGGACUACACCGAGUUCAGUGGAGUGAAUUUGGCCUCGCUUGUCGUGACCGGCACCGUCAGCAUAUCUCUGAUGGUCUCCAUCUUCGUGCUGGUCUACCUGGGAAACGAGGUGAAUCAGUCGGCCGAGCGUCAUCGCUUCUUGCUGCACCGAUCACGGACCCUCAUGACAAGUAUGAGAUACAGAACGAGCACCUGCAUGAUGCCCAUGAUGUCGCAAGCAAUCACUGGUGUCAUGCCACCUGAUCCAACUCCAACGGAGCUGGAGCAAGCUUCCGAACUCAUCAGCUGCCUUG
Molecule: messenger RNA, 1522 nt
Organism: Symbiodinium necroappetens
Lineage: Eukaryota; Dinophyceae; Suessiales; Symbiodiniaceae
Source: the annotation of a GenBank genome assembly